Molecule: messenger RNA, 3611 nt
Organism: Megalops cyprinoides (Indo-Pacific tarpon)
Lineage: Eukaryota; Metazoa; Chordata; Actinopteri; Elopiformes; Megalopidae
Product: potassium channel subfamily K member 13-like
Exons: 2
Coding region: 196-1449 (417 amino acids)
Biological process (GO): potassium ion transmembrane transport; stabilization of membrane potential
Cellular component (GO): membrane
Molecular function (GO): potassium ion leak channel activity
Source: RefSeq, a predicted model, not a curated record
UUUCCCUGUUUUGUUUUUUCAUCCUCUGACUUAUGCGCGUUCGCCUUAGGGUCUUUGGUGCAGAUAGCAGAGCCGCUAUUUUGGUGAAGUUAUUGCGAUCCAAAUUGUUUUUGCUGAGAAUCUAACCACGGGCGAUGGGGGUCAACUUAAGACAAUGUGGAGGGACCAUCGGCCCUGUCCAGUGGUGACUUCAUAAUGGCUUGUCGAAGUGGCUGCUGCUGCAGUUUUGGUCCAGUGAACGAAGAUAAUGCGAGGUUCCUGAUGCUGGCACUGCUCAUAAUUAUCUACCUCCUGUGUGGGGCCGCCGUCUUCUCCGCGCUGGAGCACCCGAAGGAGAAGCAGGCGAAGGAGAGGUGGGCGCAAAGGUUCGAGCAUUUCACCAGCAAACACAACCUGAGCAGAAAAGACCUGCAGAACUUCCUUAGGCAGUACGAGGAGGCGAAUGUUGCCGGUAUACGUGUGGACGCCACCAGACCCCGCUGGGAUUUCACCGGCGCGUUCUAUUUCGUUGGCACAGUGGUUUCAACCAUAGGGUUCGGAAUGACCACCCCCGCCACCGCCGGAGGGAAGAUCUUCCUCAUCUUCUACGGCCUCAUCGGCUGUGCGGCCACCAUCCUCUUCUUCAACCUGUUCCUGGAGCGGCUGAUCACCGUCCUGGCCUUCGUGCUGAAGUCCUGCCACGAGCGGCAGCGGCGGCGGCGGGGGGUGCUCCCCCACGCGGGGCGCCGCGUCUCCGAAGGCUUGGGGGCGGGGCCGGGCCUGGCCGGGUGGAAGCCCUCGGUCUAUUACGUGAUGCUGAUCCUGGGCGCGGCGGCCGUGGCGGUGUCCUGCGGCGCCUCGGCCAUGUACGCGUCCGUGGAGGGCUGGGGCUACGUGGACUCACUCUACUACUGCUUCGUGGCCUUCAGCACCAUCGGCUUUGGCGACCUGGUGAGCGGGCAGCGGCCGCACUACGAGGGCCACGGCCUCUACCAGCUGGGCAACUUCGUCCUCAUCCUGACCGGCGUCUGCUGCAUCUACUCCCUCUUCAACGUCAUCUCCAUCGUCAUCAAGCAGGUGCUCAACUGGAUCCUGGCCCGGGUGGUGCUGCCCUGCUGCUGCUGCUGCCGCUGCCGCCGCCGGGCGCCGGGCGGGGCCGGCCUCCGCCACCGCCGCAACGUGGUGAUGCCGGGCCACUUCCGCACCCGCCGCAACGCCUCCAUCGACACGGACGGCAUCAACGAGAGCGAGACGGAUGGCCGCCGCGUCUCGGGAGAGAUGAUCUCCAUGAAGGACUUCCUGGCCGCCAACAAGGUCAACCUGGCCAUCAUGCAGAAGCAGCUGUCGGAGACGGCCAAUGGGCACCCCCGCCCGUCGGGGUCCAGCGCCCGCCACAACGGCUUCUCCGGGGGCGUCGGGGCGCUGGCCAUCAUGAACAACCGGCUGGCUGAGACGAGCGUGGAUAGGUGAGGCCUCUCCGGGCGUUCCAGAGGCAUUGCCAGCCAAGCAGCCGGGAUGGGAUCAUCAGAUACAUUUGCCUUGUGUCCCCAAUCACCAAAGCGCAGGCGGUCAACACGUCCACCUCUCCCUUUUCCUGUGACCGUGAUACUCUCCCCCAUGAGAUCCUUUGCUGAUUCUGCAGCAUGGAAGUGUUGGAAACGUCAUCCAAAGAAACUCUCAGUUGUUCUUGUUUUUGGUUUUUGCUUUCCCCUCCUCUCCUCCCUUCUUAUUGGCUCUUUUGCCCCAAGAGCCUCAGAACCAACAGAAAACCAAAAUCAGAUCUUCUACGCCACGAAUGUAGUCGUCCCUUUUCACCCAAAACUUCGGGACCCUUUUAAUCUAUGCAGUCGAUCUUGCUGUGUGCUUGCUUGCCUCCCAGGAUAGUUUUCUUUGAUUCGCAGUGGUGAUAUGGCUUAUUAGAGAAUUUCCUUGUCUCAUUACAAGUCAAAUAAAUGAGACCAAUGCAAAAGCACUGGUCUCCAAUGCAAAAGCAUUGAUCUCAUUUAAGUGCAUGGCAACAGCAAGAAAUACAUACCUGCUUUAGAUGGACAGCUAACCAGUAGCUUUCAUCAGUUGUUGUUUGCUUCCCUUGCAUGCUGGGAAACAAACAAAAGUGGAUGUACUCAGUGUGUCAUCUCUUUCACGCCAAUGAUACUGUCUUAGAUACCAACUCAGUAGAACCCGUGGAAGUUUACAUAUCAAGAAAAACUGUGAAAGAUAAUAAAGCACAUUUCCUGUUAUAAAAGUAAAUGCAUGGCAUCCUAGACCAAUGUAAGCAUCCUGUAUCGUUGGUGCCUAGUCUGAUAUAUAGGUUAUACUGUUCAUAAACCAAAAGGGUUGCACUGACAGUUUUUACAGAGUGCCAAGGUGUAGCACCACUGUAACAAAUGGCUUCAUUUUUCCGUCUGCGCAUGUUGUGUGCAAUCUGUACGUGCAUCGGGCCGGAUGAAUCGCGAUCACACCUGGACUCACUCGGCAAACUUGUCGUCGCAUGAAGGGAAGGGAGACGUCGUGUUUUUCGUUACAGAGGUUCAAAGGCGAAGACAACGGGAAAGAAAACAGAGGGGGAGGGGAGGACGGCGAAGGAGGACGUAUUUGGAGGCUGAAUAAUAGGAGCCGGCUUUCACUCCCGGGUCUCUUUUGAGCGUGCGCGGUGGACCUGAACGCCUGUCUCCCUGUGCGGCGCCCGCCAUGAUGUCACGCGGUUUUGCGAGUCGUGCCCCUGGCUCGCCAGAGGAGAGAAAAAAAACACGGCAGAAGCAGCUUACCCCCGUCUUCCCCAUUCUCUCAGUCACACCCAGACACAGCUGACUGGAAGCAGAGUGAGAUAACUGUAAUGCGCGGCAUAGCAAUCAACAGAAACAGAGGAAUGUGCUGGAAUAUUUUUGUACGGAAUGACAAUAGCUACAAGGCGAGGCACUAAAGUGGCUGUAUAUUUUGCUAAGGAACAGGUGGGUUUGUUCAAGGCGUGGCUCCUUGUACCCUGUGUCAUAUCAUCUCCAAGGACCUAACAUAUUACUGGCUGCAGAGAUUGCAAUGUUUACAAAGUAACUGCUGCCCUGAUGAAAAAGUCAUAUGUCCAUACAUGAUAUUUCACAGAAUCCAUUGCACAAAAUGAAUAAGAACUGAAAUAUAUUACAAAAUAUUUUUAUUAUUGUCACCUCAGUAUACUGUUAGACAUAUGCACUGUAUUUGGCCUCUUGCAGAACCUUCAGAGCUUCACAGGUGACUACUGUGUGUGAAAGAAAACAAUAUCAUACCCUUUAGAAAUUGAUUAAAAACGUUAUUGUCAGACCCUGUGAAAUACAUAUGUUGAAAUGCUUUUGCAACAUAGACACACAUCAGGGCGCUCAUGAGCUAGGAGUGUUAACCCUGUCAUGUCAUUAGAUGGAGAAAGCCAGUAGAGCUUGGAAAAAUAACCAAUCCAUCAUCUCCCCCUCGUAUCAGGCGUAGAAUUUCACACAGAAGUGAAUACAUUGUGAAUACAAACAAUUCAAUAGUUCUCAGGACAAUAAAUAAUUCAGGCUUUUUGAAGAGCUUUCAUCGUGGUCCUGGUGUGAUGACAUUGGUCAAAUCUGGCCCCUUCCCUAGGUCACACACAAGAAUAUUGAACAUACUACAGUUUAAAUUGU